AUGAAACAGGCGCGGUACUCAAUGAAAAACACUGAGCUGCUGAUUUCUGAUGAAGUCAACAAUAAAUGUCCUUACAAAUCAAAACUGGAGGAGCAGCCAGGGGUCUCAACUGUAAAGGAAUCUAACAUUGAAAUCUCAAAGAAUGUUGUAAUUAGAGAACCUGCAAGUGUGGUUUUCAAUGUAGAUCAAACUGUACUGGAUUCAAAGCUCGAUCUACCAUGGAAGAAAAAUCUUUUUGAACGAGUGGAGGCAAGAGCUCAAGCAAUGCAGCAGAAAAUAUUAGCUAAGGAUAAACUGAAAAAAGAACUAGAAAAAAAAGCUGAGAGAAAAAUCCCUAAGGAAACUUUGGCCAGAGAGUGGUUUAAUAUUGACAAUAUGACCCUGAAUACUCGUGCGUAUUUGCUUGACAAACUUCUACCCACCUUAGUGGUUGGAAUGGAAAAUAUGUUAAUGCAAGUGGAAAAAAAGAAGCUUUUGUCAGAAGCUGAUAUUCCAACUAAGUUUGAUCCAAUUAUUUAUUUGGGGGAAUAUUUAAUGAGAAAUAAUCCUCUUUAUAUCAAAGACUCAGGAAUGUCUGGUUAUCAGAGGGAGAUGAAAAAUGUCACAGAAAAUCUGAAGAUACAUAUUACCAACACUAUCUGCAACAGAGUAUCCAGGAUGAAGGAGAAGAUUAAAGAGAAACAAGAACAAAGAGAAACCAUAAGCCAAGUCAAAGUCCAGGUGGCCAACCUACGGAAACAGGCUCUGCAGGAGCAGUUCAAUGAAUGGAUUCUAGACCCUAAGGGAACGAUUCCUAUGAAAGUGAUUCAGAAUGCUCUUCAUGAUUUUUUUCAAAAUCCAGAUUUCAAGCUUGGUAAGCAUGCCAAUUACUACAAAACACUUUUCAAACAGUUGGAUAUUGCUGACUCAAUGGACCAAAGAUUGAACAAAAUCGAAUUUAUAGAAUACGUCUCUUCGCACAUUGCAGACUUGAAAAGUGAAAUAUUUGAAGAACUCCUUAAGCACCUUUGCCACAGUGCAGAUGAAUUCCGGGAGGUCGUAAGAACGGAUAUGCGGAGGCAAAUGUUUGUUGAACUCUUCCUGCACUGUGACUGUGGGAAGGUAGGGUUUUUGGAUCGGCAGAGGACAUUGGCCUUGCUGGAAACGUUCUAUGACCAAAGUCCAAAAAUGCUUAGACGUUUACUCCGAAACCCAAGACAAUGGCCACUCAUUGAAUUUGAAGAGAUAGAGUUGCCUGAGUUCUGGGGAGACAUGGAUAAUCAGAAACACAUUUAUGAAGACUUUGACAAUGUGUACUUAGAGAUGAAUGCAUCACUGUCUGAAAAAAAUGCUAGUAAAAGACAAAGUAAAUUGCUCAAAAGACCAGAAGAGCUACAUAAAUAUGAUAAACAUAAAAAAUCAACACUAUUGCCGAGCCUACCAGAACAGCAGGGGGGAGCAAUUGCAGGACAAGACCCAGACAAAAUUUUAAGUGAAGGUCUAAACUCAGAGUCAAUAACAGCACAAGGACAGCAGAAAGGGGCAGCAGUGCGACCAGGAUCACGCAGAGGGUCACGCAAAAUGUCAGUAAUAGAAGAACCACAAAAAGAUUCAACUGCAGAACGAGGAUCACGCAGAGGAUCACGCAGAAUGUCAGUAAUAGAAGAACCACAUAAAGGGUCAAAAGAAGAGCCAAGCAGAGAGCCAGCAGCAGAACAAGGAGUACCGAGAGAGGCAACUGUAUUAGAAGAAUCACUCAGAGAGUCGGGAAUAGAAGGAUCCAGCAGAGAGUCAGAAGCAGAACAAGGAGUACAGAGAGGGGCAACUGCAGAAGAAGGGUUUAGAGAGUCACGAAGAGGAUCACGCAAAGGAUCACGCAGAAUGUCAGUAAUAGAACCAUAUAAAUUGCCCACUGAAAGACUAGAAUCACCCGGAGAGUCAGUAGCAGAACCAGGAUCACAAAGAGGGUCAACUGAUGAAGAACCUCUUAAAGAGCCAAUAACACGAAGAGGAUCACGCAGAGGAUCACGCAGAAUGUCAGCAGUAGAAGAGCCAUAUAAAUGGCUCGCUGAAAGACAUGAAUCACCCGGAGAGUCAGUAGCAGAACCAGGACUGCAAAGAGGGUCAACUGCAGAAGAAGCACCUUCCAGAGAGUCACUAACAUCAAAAGGGUCACGCAGAGGAUCGCACAGAAUGUCCUUAACAGAACCGCAUAAAGCGUCAACUGAAGAACUAGAAUCACUCAGAGAGACAAUUCCAGAGGAACAGGACAUAGCCUCAACUUCACAAUCAAGGGAAGGUAAUAUCUUAAAAGAAAGUAAAACAUCUAGGGAGGUUACUUCCUUUGUGCACACUGAAAUCCUUCCACAAGAAGAGAAUACUCAGGAGCAAAUACAUGAAGGGAAGCUAUUCAUGAUUUCUGAACUACUGCAAGAAAAAGAUUAGCAUUUUCUUUUGUACCUUUUAGAAACUGCAAAGAAGAAAGUUGAGAAAGACAAAGCCUGUGAACCCAAGUCCCAAAACAUAGAAGGAAAGCCAUGGCCAGGUGAACUUUUGACUUGUGACUUGAAGAAGUAUGUAAAAUGCGAAGAUGAGGAACAGGCAAAAUUAAUCUAUGAUAACUCCAGAUUCACAGACCUACAUUCAAUUAUCAGAAAUAUUCAGUCUUACAAAGAAGUGAAAGGAAGGAGUGCCUUCAAUGGAGUUUCCCUUAAUCUGCUCCAGUUUGUGCAACUCCUAGAGACAUUUGUUGGUGAAGAUGCCCCCUUGAGUACCAGUGAGACCCUCACCUCCUUUUUCAAGUGGGGCUAUGCUGAAACAAAAGAAGAGAAAAUGAGUGACUUGGAAGAGGCUAUACGAAACACUUCCCAAAUUCGACGGGGACUUCUCCUAGAAGCCCUCUUUCAGUUGUGGGACAGUGAUGCCUCAGGCUUCCUAGAUCUGAAUGAAGUUGAUGAACUCUUGUAUACAUACAAGGAGGGAAUGGAAAAAGAAGCUAUGAAGACAGCUAAAUUACACAUCCAAUUUCCAAAGCCACACCCUGGUCAAGAAGUGAGGUUGUCUUCAAAACAGUUUCAGAGAUACAUAGAAUUGGUUGUAUCUGAACUCAGGGGCAAUGAAGACCAGGUUCUGGAAAGCCUGGUGGAGUUUCUGAUGACCAGCUUAGAAAGAAGCCAUUUUGAGGGUCUGAGGAACAGUGCCAGACGGAAGUGGCUGCACCAAAUUCAACAUGCUGCAGAAACAAGCGGGGUAUCCCUGGAGCCAGUGUACACUGAGACCUUUAAGGCCCUCACACAGGAUGCUCAAGUCCAUGGAAAUAAGAAGAUCAGUGCUCACAUUUCCCUCUUAGAAGAAAACCGACUACUGCCUCAUAGAGGGGCUGUUCUAUUAAGGAAUGUAGCUUGUACUUUAGAUGAUGCUCCAUUUGUACUGAACAAAGUGCUCUACAGGGACAUGAAGGGAAUCAGCUUUACAGUGAUAGAUAAAGGGAAGCCAGUACAUGUCCCUCAAGUUCAGCACCAUGGCAACAUUUUCUUCUGGAACGAUUCCCGCAAGGAGAAUGAUAAAAAUGGAUCAUUCUUGGCUCUGCCUCUUCAGAAUGCAUAUAUGAGGAUCUUUGGGGUCCUGGCUGUUGACACACUAAGAGAUCCCCAGAAAAUAAACAUCUUCUUGCCUCAUGAGAUCAAAUUCUAUCAGGGUUCAGACUAUGUUUUACGCAAUAUGAUGGUCACAGGGCCCCUAGGUCUAACAGAAAUCCACAAAAAUCCCCCUACCGUCUUCAGGAAGACAUGCAUCUUCAGGGAUUUCCUUUUUAAGUGUACAGACAGUUCAGAAGUUCUUUUGGCCUCUGUCUGUGGAGAAAACCACAUCGCAAUUCCACUUCGUGAGAGAACAGGAGAGGCUCUGGGGGCUCUCGAUUUUAACAUUGGCAAGAGGAAGAUGUUGUUUUAUCGAGAAUUUAAAGAUCUACAGAAAAUGGUGAAGGUGACCCAAGCUGCCUGCUAUGAAAUACUGGACGAGUUAUCUGGAGAAAAAGAGAAAAAUCGUAUCUUAGAGAUUGAAAAUGCAGGAGAAGUCCAGCAGGCAGGAGUUCUCUUCUUCCGAAUCAUGCUGCAAGAGCUGCAGAAAAGCCUUCGGCAGCUUACCUCUAUGGACUUUGUAUCACUGUUGCUCUAUGAUUACCGUUCUGCAAUACAGUCAAAUAAAUCUCUGACAGCCAGCCAGUUACAUGAGCUGGAAACCAAUGCAAAACUAAUACCUGACAUCCUGACAGCGGUUAUCUUGUUCAUUCAUCCAGAGUUGGAAUCAUCACAUGAAUUAGAAAUUUGGGAUAAAUGUAAACUGUACUUUAACAAACACUUAGUUGAGAGUAUUUGUGCCUUUGAUCCAACUGCGAAGAAUGUAAAAGUUAAUUUGAAGCUCAUUGGUAACUAUCUCAAAGGUCAUUCCCGAAUCAAUGUGUGGAAAUCGCAUAGUAUUGUCAUGGAGUACCUAUACCAUUGGUCACACAUCUGUUUAGCUCUCAUAGAACUAAAGAUAAAACUAAAUGGUGCUAUUAUACCCCCAUUGCCCUCAAAGACUGACUCCUGUGUGUAUGCAAAAAUGCCAGGUGCAAGCUUGCUAGGUAAAUGCUAA
Myotis davidii is the source of this 4614-nucleotide messenger RNA. RefSeq names its product EF-hand calcium binding domain 5 (gene EFCAB5). Lineage: Eukaryota; Metazoa; Chordata; Mammalia; Chiroptera; Vespertilionidae. The record is from RefSeq and is a predicted model, not a curated record. Gene Ontology annotation, molecular function: calcium ion binding.